Molecule: messenger RNA, 552 nt
Organism: Lactuca sativa (garden lettuce)
Lineage: Eukaryota; Viridiplantae; Streptophyta; Magnoliopsida; Asterales; Asteraceae
Source: RefSeq, a predicted model, not a curated record
AUGCAACUUGUUGACGUACAAGAAGCUUUACUUCAAGUUGGAGAAAAAGAUAAUGAUGCUGCAAUUGCAAGUGAAGCAACUUCACUAGCAGAAAAAGAACUUGGUGACUUUAAAUUUUUGGGAAUUGAAGAUAAAGAUCUUAAGUCGUCUUGUCAUCAUCUUGAAAAAGCACUCAAGUUUGAAGAAAGAUCGGAUAUUGAUGCUGAAGAAUUUUAUACGGAGUUGAAAUUAUUUGACACAUUGGAAACCAAUGAAUUUAGCAACCCCAUAGAUGUUUUGAAGUUUUUGAAAGAACUUGAUUAUUUCCCAAAUGCAAGCAUUGCAUAUAGAAUAUUGUUGACUAUUCCAGUAACGACGACAUCUACAGAAAUGAGUUUUUCUAAGUUGAAGUUAAUGAAGUCUUACUUACGCUCCACAAUGUUCCAAGAAAGACUUAGUGUUUUGGCGAUGAUAUCUAUCAAGAACGAAAUCUUAGAGAGCAUAGACUACGAAGAAUUGCUCAACCAAUUUGCUAUCAAGAACGCUAGGAGAGCUUUACGGAUCAUCGGUUAA